Molecule: messenger RNA, 918 nt
Organism: Papilio xuthus (Asian swallowtail)
Lineage: Eukaryota; Metazoa; Arthropoda; Insecta; Lepidoptera; Papilionidae
Product: transmembrane protein 151B-like
Exons: 6
Coding region: 130-918 (262 amino acids)
Source: RefSeq, a predicted model, not a curated record
AUGAAUUUUGGAGUACAGUGAAAUAUAGGGGAAACUUUGGAUGCAGUUAAAGUGUUCAGUGAUGGAGGGUUGUGUAUUGUGUGUGUGAGCCAUGAAGAAUUGUUUUUUGUGUGUGCACAAUAAGGAGGUAUGACUACGCAGGAUCGAGCAAAUAUUUUCACCGACGACGAUGAGGAUUUGCGUCCUCGACAGCAGAGCCUGGGCGGGGUGCUACGGCGUGAGGGUAACUGGAAGUGCUUCCUGCUGACACUGAUGAUUGCCGGCUGCCUCGGUUCCGUCGCCUGGUGCAACACCGCCGAGAUAGACCGAGAACUUAUCGAUCUUAAUACGUUUCCAAUAAAGCGUACAGUUCGUGAGUCACCAUGCGACGUUGGCUACGCGUACAUUCCUAUAGCAUUCGUCCUGCUGUUAUACUUAGUGUAUCUGGUGGAGUGCUACCACAGUACGGCAAGGAUACAACUGGCGAGACGUGUAGACGUCGCUGCGGUCAGCGCGAGAGUGCACGCCAUGAGGAAUGCCACGCCGAGAGUAUGGUGGAAAGCGAUUUGCUACCAUUACGUGAGGCGCAAGCGACAGGUGACGAGGUAUCGCAACGGAGACGCCUACACGACCACACAGGUGUAUUAUGAACGAGUAAACACGCAUAGCGCUAGCACGUCUUUCGCGCACGCGUGUUGCGGGCAGCGGGACGCAUCCAGGAACCUGGUGCUGGACUCUAAAACACCCAUCACGAAAGUCAGAUUCAGUAAAGGAUUUGCUUUUGCUAAUAUCGAAGCUGCUAGCGUUUUACCUCAUUCUUUCUUCCAUAAGCCAUACUCAGUAUUGUUUGUAGCUACUAAUGGAUUUCUUCAUUUUAGAAGUAGUAAGACAAAUUUACUCCAAGUGGCAGUCAGCGCAAUUCUGUGUCAAAUGCAAUAG